GGUACUUUGGACAAUUUCCUCUUCUGCAAGUACCCGGCGCAGUUUCACACUCCUGUCUUGCAGACAAAGCUAGCAUCUCGCUCUAUAUAAAAUCUCAAUCUCGUUCCUGCAUAGCAGUUUACGAAUCAAAGAUCCCCUCAAACCCGUACCGAAACAAUGAGUCGUGGAAGCGGAGCCGGAUACGAUCGCCACAUCACCAUCUUCUCCCCCGAAGGCCGCCUCUUCCAAGUCGAAUACGCUUUCAAGGCUGUGAAAUCGGCCGGAGUGACCUCGAUUGGUGUGCGUGGGAAGGACUCCGUCUGCGUCGUCACGCAGAAGAAAGUCCCGGAUAAGCUUUUGGAUCAGACUAGUGUUACCCAUUUGUUUCCUAUUACCAAGUACCUCGGGCUUUUGGCCACUGGCAUCACAGCUGACGCGAGGUCAUUGGUGCAACAAGCAAGGAAUGAAGCAGCCGAGUUCCGUUUCAAAUAUGGAUAUGAAAUUCCUGUGGAUGCCAUGGCCAGAUGGAUUGCAGACAAGUCUCAAAUAUAUACUCAACAUGCCUAUAUGAGGCCCCUUGGAGUAGUUGCCAUGGUUCUGGGUAUUGAUGAGGAAAAGGGGCCUCAACUCUUCAAGUGUGAUCCAGCUGGCCAUUUUUUCGGGCAUAAGGCAACAAGUGCCGGAUUAAAAGAACAAGAGGCUAUUAAUUUUUUGGAGAAGAAAAUGAAGAAUGAUCCUUCUUUCUCAUAUGAGGAAACAGUACAGACUGCGAUUUCUGCUCUGCAAUCUGUUUUACAAGAGGAUUUCAAGGCUACCGAGAUAGAGGUCGGGGUUGUGAGGAAAGAUAAUUCAGUCUUCAGGGUAUUGUCGACUGAGGAAAUUGACGAGCACUUGGUGGCCAUAAGUGAGCGAGACUGAUUGACAAUCCACCAAUCAAACACUUCAGUUGACUUUGAUGGCACAAAAAAAGAGAUGGGUGUAGAAAGUUCCUUGGAUGUGGUUGCAAUAACCAAACAAUCAAAAAUUUGUUUCCUUCUAACUAUUUGGUCGAACGGCCAAGAUGUCUGUGGGAUAGGUCAUCUUGGACUGUUCUCUGCAAUCCUCUCUGUUUGUUAUGGCAAUAUUUCUGGUAAGCCCCAUAUUGUGAACUUUUUGAGUUGACGAGAACAUUUGCUGUCUUAUUACUCUCUCUCUCUCUCUCUCUCUGGUCGAAUGGCCAAGAUGUCUGUGGGAUGGGUCAUCUUGGACUGUUCUCUGCAAUCCUCUCUGUUUGUUAUGGCCAUAUUUCUGGUAAGCCCCAUAUUGUGAACUUUUUGAGUAGACGAGAACAUUUGCUGUCUUA
Rhododendron vialii is the source of this 1321-nucleotide messenger RNA. Its product is annotated as proteasome subunit alpha type-6. The record is from RefSeq and is a predicted model, not a curated record. The transcript has 9 exons. Gene Ontology annotation, cellular component: proteasome core complex, alpha-subunit complex; nucleus; proteasome core complex. Gene Ontology annotation, biological process: ubiquitin-dependent protein catabolic process. The coding region runs from base 157 to 897 and encodes 246 amino acids. NCBI's taxonomy places the organism in Eukaryota, Viridiplantae, Streptophyta, Magnoliopsida, Ericales, Ericaceae.